Molecule: messenger RNA, 1755 nt
Organism: Lodderomyces margitis
Lineage: Eukaryota; Fungi; Ascomycota; Pichiomycetes; Serinales; Debaryomycetaceae
Product: FG-nucleoporin
Exons: 1
Coding region: 1-1755 (584 amino acids)
Biological process (GO): nuclear pore organization; NLS-bearing protein import into nucleus; protein localization to nuclear inner membrane
Cellular component (GO): nuclear pore central transport channel; nuclear pore
Molecular function (GO): structural constituent of nuclear pore
Source: RefSeq, a predicted model, not a curated record
AUGUUUGGUGCUAGCAGCAAUACCGGAGGAGGCUUAUUCGGCACGUCAAACACAAGUAAUAAUGCCUCGGGAGGCGGAUUAUUUGGAAACAAGCCAGCUGCACCAACCAACACAGGGUUGGGAUUUGGUCAAUCAAACACCGCUGGCCAAGCAAAUUCAACAGGAGGCGGCUUAUUCGGCCAAUCGCAAAAUAAUAGUACCAAUGCACCAUCAGGGGGAUUGUUUGGAUCUAAUCAACAGAAACCAGUCAGUGGAGGCUUAUUUGGCGCCAGUCAAACGACAAACUCUACAAACACUGGUGGAUUUGGAGCCAGCAAUAGUGGAUCUGGUGCUGGAUCGAUGUUUGGAAAGCCGGCUGGAACUCUGACAACUGGCGGUGGUUUGUUUGGCAGUAACCAGCAGCAGGGAACAAGUGCUGGAGGUCUAUUCGGUGGGAAUCAACUGAAUACGGUACCAUCAGGAGGAGGGUUAUUUGGUAAUAACCAGCAAAGCAACACAGGCACUUCGGGUGGAUUGUUUGGCAACAAGCAACAAAAUACUGGGACUGGAGGAGGGUUGUUUGGAGGUAAUCAACAACUGAGUGGUACCAACACUGGUGGCUUAUUUGGAGGUAACCAACAAUCGACGGCAUCAGGUGGUCUUUUUGGCAACAAGCCUAGUGCACCAUCCGGCGGAGGCCUUUUUGGAUCCAGCAACAACAACACACAGAUGGGAGGAGGACUAUUCGGAAGCAAACCAACUGCCAGUGGCGGAUUGUUUGGAGGGCAACCACCACCACCACCACCACAACAACAACAACAACAAUCAAACCUCUUUUCCAACACGACUAAUAGCCAACAGCCUUCUUUUAGCUGGAGCCAGCCUCAGCAAUCACAACCUGCUGUUAACAAUGUUACUACGCUUGGCGGGUUUGGUCAAAAUACAAAUCAACCGCAGGCUACCAAUCCUGCAGCAUAUACCCCAGCAGUUAACGACCAGUUGGCCAAAGUAUAUGAACAAUGGGAUCCAAAUUCGUCAAAAUGUGCAUUGAAGACGCAUUUCUACAAUAAAUUCAGUGACCAAGAGAUGAAUGUGUUGAUGUCCCAACCACGACCAGCUAAUGAAACGCCCGAAGACUGGGAUAAAGCAAUGACUGAAAGACCAGGACCAAAUUACUUCCCGAUAAAGAUCACAUCGUACGAUGAGGUUGCUCAGAGGAUUGAGACGCAGUUGGAUUAUGCGGCAAGGGAAAAAAUUGUGCUAAACCAGAUUAAUGAAAGACUAAAUACUUUAUCAGCAAAGCACGACUUAGAAAAUACCACGAGGAUCCUCAAAGCAAAAGCAAGACAUACCCAGCUAUCUCGAAGAUUAUUACGCUUGGCCACUAUAUUGGCCAUGCUCAAGUUGAAAGGCUACCCUUUGUUACCGGAAGAGGAGGAAAUAGCAAAACAGUUUGAUAUCUUAACCAAUAAGUUGAAUGAUCCAAACAGUCCAAUUGGCAAAGUCGGUGAUAUAUCUGCCAAAUUGGCUAUACUUAAGGAAAGAGCAGAAGAAAUGAACACUCAAUUCGACAAGUCGAUACAUGUCCUAAAUGAAUCAUUUGAGAGUGGCGGAGCUUCCAAGGGAAGGGCCAAGGAGGACUUGAACAACCCCAACGAUGUUAUUGAAAAGAUUUCGCAGAUCCUAUUGAAACAACAAAUGGGAUUGAACUAUUUGAAUGAGGUGUUGAGGAAAGAUGAAGAGAAGGUUGAAAAGAUUGUAUCAAGUAGAAAGUAA